This is a messenger RNA of Meyerozyma guilliermondii ATCC 6260, 735 nucleotides long. It is a transcript of the gene CDG1, whose product is annotated as Cdg1p. Bases 1 to 735 code for a protein of 244 amino acids. The transcript has a single exon. Gene Ontology annotation, biological process: L-cysteine catabolic process. Lineage: Eukaryota; Fungi; Ascomycota; Pichiomycetes; Serinales; Debaryomycetaceae. Gene Ontology annotation, molecular function: ferrous iron binding; cysteine dioxygenase activity. The record is from RefSeq and is a predicted model, not a curated record.
AUGGCCGUCCAGACACAGACGUCACACUCACCGGCCCUCGGGUCUUCUUCGCUAGCAACUAAUAGCCCUCGGUUGAAACCAGCUCUGACCCCCGGAACUAACUCAUUACCCGAGGGUUCAGAAUUCGAAGUCCCCGAUAACAACUUUGGCAAGUUGAUACGCCAGCUCCGGCAGAUUUUGGGUCCCAAUAAAGGGAUCCUGUCGGCCGACGUGGAUGUGGACAAAAUCCGGGAGGUGAUGGAACAAUAUAAUUCUGAUGAAUCGGAGUGGGGCAAAUAUGCACUCCACGAUGGAACUCGAGCAUAUUCAAGAAAUGGAGUGGUGGAUAUUAAUGGCAAUGCCAAUUUAUUGGUGCUUGUGUGGAGUCCUGGUCGCUCAAGUGCCAUCCAUGACCACGCCAAUGCCCAUUGCUGCAUGAAAAUAAUCAAGGGACAACUAAAAGAGUCACUUUAUGAUGUUCCAGACCACGAGGGAGAAUUGCAUCCACGCCAAGAAACCAUCUUGUCACGAAACGAAGUGGGUUACAUUUCUGACGAGAUUGGGUUGCACAAGAUUUCGAAUCCGCUUGAGGACCAAGUUUCUGUUUCGUUGCAUUUGUAUACUCCUCCUUAUGCUUCUUUAUAUGGUUGUUCCAUGUACGAGGCUGCAUCGGGAAAGAAGCAUCAUGUUGAUAUGAGUAAGUAUUAUAGCUGGCAGGGGGUUCUCGUGAAUCCCAAGAACUCACUGAACUGCUGA